Molecule: messenger RNA, 1650 nt
Organism: Solanum dulcamara
Lineage: Eukaryota; Viridiplantae; Streptophyta; Magnoliopsida; Solanales; Solanaceae
Exons: 6
Coding region: 342-1367 (341 amino acids)
Biological process (GO): microtubule cytoskeleton organization
Cellular component (GO): cytoplasmic microtubule
Molecular function (GO): microtubule binding
Source: RefSeq, a predicted model, not a curated record
UCGGUAAUUAUGACAAAACGUAGGGGUAAUUCCGUCAACGCGAAAAUCUCGAAUUUAUGUCGUUGGACUCCCUCUGCUCCGCGGUCACAUGUACAUUUCCCGUGCUGCCGGCCCAAGUUGGGUAUCAAAUAGCGCCGUCCCAUACUACUGUUCUCGCCGGUUACAAAUAUCUCUUUCUACUCUGUCUGACUACUACUCUUUCACUCACUAUACACAUCAAAUUCUCCAUUGUUUACUAGGUUAAAAUCUGCUCGUCUCUGAAGAGGAGAGUUCAAAAUCAUUUCGAUUUGCUCCUUUACCCGAUCACUUCACCGCCCAGUUUUUCUGAAUCUAAUCCCUUUAUGAUGUCUGAGGAAGCUGCUAGAGAUCUCAUUGUUCUACCUGAAGCUGGGAAGAACAACGAGAUCCCCAGUAAUGGGAGUGUUCCAGUGAUGGGGGUUGAGAGCAUUGAUAAAAAUUCAAAAGAUAAGGAAAAAGAAAAGCCUGCCUUACUGGUUGGACCUGGCCUGAAUGGAGACAGUAAGGUGAAUACUGGGGCAGAGGUGGGAAUUUCAGAAGUGGAAUACAUAGAAUCUGAGAAUUUGAAUGAUGUAGAAGAUGUUGACACAAGUCUUAAGACACUGUUGACUGGGCUAGACUCCAAGGACUGGGUUUUAGUGUGUGAGGCACUCAAUGAUGUUCGGCGUCUGUCCCUAUUUCACAAAGAAGCAAUGGUUGAUAUGUUGGGAAAUGUGAUCUCCCUUGUUGUGAAAUCUUUGAAAAAUCCGAGAAGUGCCGUUUGUAAGACUGCUAUUAUGGCAUCAGCUGACAUUUUCAAAGCAUACUGUGACAGCAUUAUUGACUCGAUGGAUCCACUGCUUGUACAACUUCUUCUGAAAUCUUCACAAGACAAGCGAUUUGUAUGCGAGGCAGCUGAGAAAGCUCUUAUAGCUAUGACAACAUGGGUUUCUCCAUCACUGUUGUUACCAAAGUUGCAACCGAAUCUGAAACACAGAAAUCCUCGAAUUCGAGCAAAAGCUUCAAGCUGCUUUUCCCGAAGUGUACCACGUCUGGGAGUAGAGGGAAUCAAAGCAUAUGGAAUUGAGAACUUGAUCCGAAUAGCUGCAUCCCAGCUCAGUGACCAGCUUCCUGAGUCAAGGGAGGCCGCUCGUACACUGUUGUUAGAACUGCAAAAUAUCUACAAAAAAGCACUCAAGGUUAACCCCCCACCAGCAGUGAGUGAAGACCCAGAAACAAUUUCCGUGAGUGAAGACCCAGAAACAAUUUCCUGGGAGCAUUUCUGUCAAUCAAAGCUCUCGCCUUUGAAUGCUCAAGCAGUUCUUCGUGUAACCAAUCUCACUAGGGAGGGUAUUGUUUUAGGCUCAUAGUAUUUGUGCAAGCAACGAGCUAUAGUUCACCUUUGUCCUUCGCCAUUUUUUUGGUUUGGUUUCUUAUACCUGUAUAUACCAUGAAAGGUUUGAGGUGUUUGCGAGGCAAUUAGACCAUAUAUAGAGCUAUAGUUCUCUAGUGUCUUGAAAUAUGGUUUAGAUUACGUUUGCAUUAUACUUAAAAGUCAUUCAUGAAUGCUUGCUUUGCAGUUCAGUAUACAUGUAAUUGUGCUCGUUCAUUGUUUACCAUGGUAUGUUAAUGGUUGAAACGCAAAUUCCAUUA